AUGACCAGCACCCUCCGACCUGCACCCUGCACCCUACGACCAGCACCCUACGACCAGCACCCUCCGAUCUGCACCCUGCACCCUACGACCAGCACCCUACAACCAGCACCCUACGACCAGCACCCUCCGACCAGCACCCUGCACCCUGCACCCUACGACCAGCACCCUACGACCAGCACCCUCCGACCUGCACCCUGCACCCUACGACCAGCACCCUCCGACCUGCACCCUACGACCAGCACCCUACGACCAGCACCCUGCACCCUACGACCAGCACCCUGCACCCUGCACCCUGCACCCUACGACCAGCACCCUACGACCAGCACCCUGCACCCUGCACCCUACGACCAGCACCCUACGACCUGCACCCUGCACCCUACGACCAGCACCCUGCACCCUGCACCCAGCACCCUACGACCAGCACCCUCCGACCUGCACCCUGCACCCUACGACCAGCACCCUCCGACCUGCACCCUGCACCCUCCGACCAGCACCCUCCGACCUGCACCCUGCACCCUGCACCCUACGACCAGCACCCUACGACCUGUACCCUACGACCUGCAUCCUACGACCUGUACCCUACGACAAGCACCCUACGACCAGCACCCUGCACCCUACGACCAGCAACCUACGACCAGCACACAGCACCCUGCCCUCCCCCAGGAGAGGACCCCCCCCCCUCCCCUACAGGCAUCACCUUGA
Messenger RNA from Pseudoliparis swirei, 702 nucleotides. RefSeq lists its product as uncharacterized. Lineage: Eukaryota; Metazoa; Chordata; Actinopteri; Perciformes; Liparidae. The transcript has a single exon. The record is from RefSeq and is a predicted model, not a curated record. The coding region runs from base 1 to 702 and encodes 233 amino acids.